Monopterus albus (swamp eel) is the source of this 7750-nucleotide messenger RNA. RefSeq names its product trinucleotide repeat containing adaptor 6Bb.1 (gene tnrc6bb.1). Gene Ontology annotation, molecular function: nucleic acid binding. Gene Ontology annotation, biological process: positive regulation of nuclear-transcribed mRNA poly(A) tail shortening; miRNA-mediated post-transcriptional gene silencing. The record is from RefSeq and is a predicted model, not a curated record. NCBI's taxonomy places the organism in Eukaryota, Metazoa, Chordata, Actinopteri, Synbranchiformes, Synbranchidae. Gene Ontology annotation, cellular component: P-body; nucleoplasm.
AACAACAGCCUGGUGAUAUCAUAUGCUGGCUGAAGCUCCACACAGAAGCAAAAUGGCCGAUAGUAAACUAAUCGAUCAUACAGCGUCUGACAGUCACCAAGGGGUUAUGCAUGUUUUGUUUACAGCUUGAGAGCUACAGUCGCGCAAAAGGAUACUCAUUUCCCUGUUUUUCUACAGUUAACAUUUCGCCUUUCGGUGAUGUCAUUUCUUAUUCAAUUUCGCCUUGAAAGCCUCGAAGAACUAGCUCGCUAGGCUAGCUACCUUGCUAGCCUGCUAGCGGUAGGUCUGCAAGAAUUUUUGCACAGAAGCACUUUAUGUCCUUUCUGAUUCCCGAAACAGGUGAAUCAGGAAAGGGAACAGUAGUUCAUGGAAGACAAGAAAAAGAAGAAAGAAGACAAAAAGAAAAGGGAAACCUCUCAGAAGGUGCCAGAACAGAAAAUCAAAGUGCCAGAAUCAGCCAAGCCCUCGUGUUCCCAGCCACUCGCCACCCCAGGCUCAGUGUCCCCCAGCCCUGGCCCUGUUGCCCCCUCAUCCCCCAGUCCUGGUGCAGCUGGGGUUUCUGCACAAGUCCCUCCUAGUGGUGGGAACAAUGCAAAGCAGCGGGCAGCUGUGGCCAACGGACAGUCCUCCUCCUCUCCCUCUGGAAGCCAAACCUCCCAGCAGCAGCGAUACAUGUCCAGAGAGGUUCCACCAAGAUUUCGCUACCAGGACCAUAAAGUGCUACUGAAGAGGGGCCAGCCACCGCUGUCCUCCAUGCUGCUGGGCGGAGGAGGAGGGGAAGUAGGUGCAGGAGGGGUUGGAGGAGGCACUGGCUGGGCAACCACCCCACCUCUUUCCUCACCAGGUGCCGAUAACCCCAAUGCAACCACAUCUGGAGGCACAGAUUCCAACCUGGGUUCAUCCUCCCCUACACCCCCCAACUCCUCCUCAUCCUCAUUGUGUGUUUCUGCUUUGUCGUCUUCUUCUUCUACUACUACUACUACUUCAACUUAUGCAAAUUCCACAUGGGGGGCAGGCUCUGGCAGCCAGUCCUCUUCUCAGGGCUGCGGGAAGGUGUUUGUGGAUGGGACUGACCUGGAUGAUUGGCCAAGCAUCCUAGGCGGGGCCAAACUGAGUUCUGAUGGGGCUGGAGGAGGUGUGCAGGAACAAGACUGCCCCGGUAAGAACAACAACAGUAGUGCCUCAUGGAAUCAGACAAACAUCCAGCAGAAGGGAGAAGGAGGAGGAGCAGGGAACACGGACAAUCCUUCCCCACCUCGUUCUUCUCCUCUUUCCUCCUCUUCCUCGCUUAAUGAAUGUGUUCAGUCCAGUGGUGGUGUGUGGGGCUCUUCCACCUCCUCUCAGGUGGAGGCAGGUGGAGGAUCAGCAGCAUUUUACAAUUCCAAAGUCUCCCAUCUUCUUCCUGGGCCACAGGAGAGCCAUGUGGGUGGUGGCAGCAGUGGCCCUGGUGCCAAUUUCAACCCCAACGUGAAUCCCUCUGCCUGGCCUGCCCUAGUGCAGGGUGGGACAACAACUUCGGCUAGUGACGGCCUUCCACUGCACUCAUCCAUUACAUCAGCUUCCUCGUUCUCUGCCAGCACCACCAUCAUUACCACUCACUCACUUUCAUCUGUGAAUCAAACUGGUCUUCAUCAGCAGCACACUGAGACACCUGUGGGAGUCAUGAGUGGAGAACAGCAGCAGCAUUUAGGAAACCCAAGACCGGAGCAGAGUUCAGGUGAGGGAGCAGAAGGAGCAGGACCAAAUCCAGAAGGUGGCAAUGAGAAGGACUGCGGGGCUGUUGGUGUUGAAGUAGAAGGGAGUGAUUGCCUUUCUGGCUCUUCAUGUUCUUCCUUAGCUGCCUCCUCUUCGUGGAGAUCCAUGCCACCGGUGUCCUCUGACCUCAGCGCAGCUCCAUCACAGGUAGAUGGGUGGGGUGGAGGAGCGACUGGAGCUCAGGGGCAGGAAGGGAAUGUGUGGGGCUUUGGUAGCCAAGGUGACAAGGAAGGGUGGGGCAGAGAUAAUAAUGGUGGCUCAAAUACCCCAGUGGUAUCUCAGGGAGCGUGGGAAGGAGGCAGUUCAGAAGCAGAGUGGAGUGGCACGGCUGGAGGUAUAAGUUCAAGUAACUUAGCAAUAGGAAGCAGGAGAGAAGGAGAUGCGAGCAGCAGCAGCAGCAGCAGCAGUGGGGAAAGUGUAAGUGUAGGUGUUGGUGGCAGCGUUUUGCAGGACUCUGCCUCACCAAAGUUUGCAACUAUGACAAAAGCUUGGGACAAUCAGAAAGGGAUGGAAAUCGGGGACGGGGCAGUUGGGAAGUGGGAUGGAGGUGGAGACCCUGGAGGUGGAGGACCUUCAAUCUCUAGUGGAGGAGGUUCUAUAGCUGGAAGUGGUGGAGGCGGGAAUGGUAGCGGACUUAAGCAGGAUCGAACCUCGUCUGCAGACCACCGCUCCCUCCCGCAGACAUCCGGUGCAGAAGUGGCCUUACUGAGCAUGCUCAAUCGAUCUGACUUGGACCCCAGGGUUCUGUCUAACACGGGCUGGGGGCAGACCCAGAUUCGGCAGAAUGUUGCCUGGGAUCUGGACACCUCAAUAGGAGUAGGAAACAGAAAUGAAAGAAGCACUUCCUCUGCCGUUUCAUCAGCAGCCCUGAGCCCUACCCCUAGUCGUGGUUCUGGUUACCCGUCUAACACCAGUUCAAUAAUUAAUGAUCCAUCUGCUGGCAGUCACACGACCAGCCUGAACUCUGGCCCUGCUGCAGUGAGGGAUGGCUGGGAUAGUGGUGCUACUCAGUCCACCUGUGGCCCCCAUAUGCCUGGUAGCACUAUAAGAAAGCCAGGGACACCAGAAGAAGAUGUGGAGGGGGACAUGGGGAAGCCAGCUGGAGGAUGGGGUGAUCUCCCACCUGAAAACCAGGGCAAAGGAUGGGGGGCUGAAGAACAACAACAAUGGAGGGAUUGCAGAGGAGGAGGGAACUGGAGAGACAGUGGAGAACAGGGUAGUGGGUGGGGUGAUGGUCCAGAGGAUAAAGGGACAGGGGGACGGAAGGGGACUGGAAGAGGGGAGGCAGGUGGUUGGAGGGGACAGUGUGGAGGUGGAGGAAACUGGGGACAGAGAGAGAGUGGGCCUGGAAGCAGCUGGGGAGAUAGGCGCAACUCUGAUGAGGGAACUUCUUGGGGUAAUUUAGAUGAAGGGGGAUCUCAGCGAGGAGGAUGGGGAGGAGAUGUGGGUGGAGGAAAAUCCCACCAGGAAUGGGGGAGUGCCAAGCCCCACACAGCAGCAGCACAGAUACCAAACAGCCAAGUGGCACCAAUGAAAGCCCCAAAUCAACAGCAGCACCAAUCACAGGGCCAGCAGCCACCGGGAGGUCCCUUGCAAGGAGGGUGGAACAGCCGGUCCAAUGUUGGAGGUGGAGGUCCACCAUCCAAGAACCAGAACCAAAGUUCGGGCUGGAACUCCGGUCCAAUCCCCCAAAUCUCUGGAGGUGGGGGGGACUCCCUGGAGCCCAGUGGGUGGGAAGAACCCUCCCCUCAGUCCAUCAGUCGCAAAAUGGAAAUAGACGACGGCACGUCAGCCUGGGGAGACCCAACCCGCUACAACAGCAAGAAUGUGAACUUAUGGGACAAGAACAGUGGCCAAAGCCACAGUCAGCAGGCCCCACCACCAUCCAUCCAGCUGCAGCAGCAACCACCUAGAAGGCAGCAGGGGAUGCAGCACAGCAGAGACACAAACUCUGGCAACACUGCAGUGGGUCCAGGUAUGUGGGGAGGUGGUGCACAGUCUGUGGACGAUGGCACAGCCGCUUGGGGCCAGGCAUCAGAAGCACCAACCGGCUGGGGCGAUCCGGAUGAACCCAGCAAAGCUUCUGGCUGGCGGAACCAUUCACCCAACCCUGGCAAGUCUGGCACCAAGUCAAUGGAGAGCUGGGGCGGGAAGGGAGAGGGUUCUGUCGCCGCCUCUCGUCACCCCAGCUGGGACGAGGAAGAUGAUGGUGGUGGAGGAGUCUGGAACAGCACUGGUUCGCAGGGAAGCAGCUCCUCGUUCAACUCUGGAGGCUGGGGUCAGACUCAUGGCGGAAAGAGAGGCAACAUCAAGAGUGGAGGAGGGGACAACUGGAUGAACCCAGUGUCACGUCAGUUUUCAAACAUGGGUCUUCUGGGUGAUGACCCAAGUGUUGACAAAAAGAUGGAAGGAGACAAGAGAGGGAUCACUGAUUAUAAUGGAGAGAUACGCAGGGGAGGAAGAGGUGGAGGAGGCUACCGUAUGCCUAGUUCCAAAGACAUGGGUCCUGCUGACAUGGGGCCCUAUGGUGAAAAGAUGGGUGCCCACAGAGUAUUUGUUGGCAGUGGUGGAGGGAUGCACCAGCCUGGCGUGCAUCAGAUGAACCCCUCCCCGGGGUUACGUGCUCAAGUGCCUCAUCAGUUCCUGUCUGCUCAGGUGCCGGGUCCUGUGCUGAAGCAGAUGCCCUCCCCUGGUGGCAGUGUGGGUGGAGUAGUCGGAGGAGUAGGAGGUGUCGGAGGUGUCGGAGGGGUCGGUGGUGUUGGUGGAGGAGUGUUCCCUCCUCAGAUUUCCCCACAGCAGCUAGCAAUGCUCAGCAACAUUUACCCCCACAUGCAGCAGUUCCAUCUGUUCCCUCAGCCUCAGCCUCUCAGGCAGCAGCCAGACCCACAGCAGCUGGCAAGGAUUAUGGCUAUUCUGCAGCAGCAGAGACAGCAUCAGCAGGGUGGAGUUGGAGGAACGGCAGCAGGAGGAGGGAGCUCCAAACUGUCUCCUUCUCACCUAGGAGGGGGGCAUUCCAAACAGCCCAUGUUAGACCCCCUUCCACAUCCUGGAAUGGGGGGCCCCUUGUCAGACCUUCAUGCCAAAACCCAAGGGAUGUAUUCCGGGCUACCCUCUGGGGGUAACCUGUCGGGACUGGAGCUUGGUCCCAUGAUGGGAGGGAUGAAGGACACAGGAGGACAGCAGUCCCGAUUCAAAUGGAUGAUGGAGGGACAUUUCCCAGCGCCUUCUCCCCCUGAUACAACCCUUCACAAGAACGGCCCGUUACCCAGUGCUAUAAAGGUGAGAGGAGGAUCCCCUUACUCCCAGUAUGAAAUGCUGGGUGGUGAUGGUUUAGGGAUUCCCUCUCAGGGUCCUGCAGACAACUGGCACCGAACCCCUGGUAGUAAAUUGGGGAACAAACCUGCCAUAUCCAGCUGGCCUCCAGAAUUCCAGCCCGGUGUGCCCUGGAAGGGAAUUCAGAGUAGUGGGGAUCCAGAGUCUGACCCCUACAUGACCCCUGGUAGUGUCCUUGGUUCCCCAGGUCCCCCGAGCCUCAACGACUCUGACCACCAGUUACUGCGAGACAACAUAGGGCCAAAUCCCUCCCUCAACACCUCGCUGCCUUCACCUGGUGCCUGGCCCUACAGUGCCUCAGACAGCCCCCUCAGCAAUGCACACAGCACAGGAAAGUACUCAGAGUAUAAGACCAGCUGGCCCCCAGAGCCCAUUGCCUGGCCCUACAGUGCCUCAGACAGCCCCCUCAGCAAUGCACACAGCACAGGAAAGUACUCAGAGUAUAAGACCAGCUGGCCCCCAGAGCCCAUCGGACAAAACAAGUUGUGGAAGACCAAUCGCAACAGCUCACAGCUGCCACGCCCCCCUCCUGGCUUAACCAAUCAGAAGCAGUCUUUUCCCUCCCCAUGGAAUAGCGGAGGUCCACGGUUGGCUCGGAGCUGGGGAGGGGGUGGGAUUAAUCAGGAGUCGAGAUUUGGGCCAGGCUCAGCUUGGAGCGACGGUGCGGCUUCCAGAAGCAGCUGCUGGUUGCUUCUGAGCAACCUGACCCCUCAGAUUGAUGGCUCCACGCUGAGGACUAUUUGCAUGCAGCAUGGCCCCCUGCUGACCUUCCACCUCAGCCUGACCCAGGGCAGCGCUCUGAUUCGCUACAACAGCCGGCAGGAAGCAGCCAAGGCCCAGGGUGCACUGCAUAUGUGCGUUCUGGGCAAUACCACAAUCCUGGCGGAGUUUGUGAGUGAGGAUGAAGUCGCUCGUUAUUUUGCACAUUCCCAGGCCGGAGGGGCAGAGGGGGCCAGCUCAGGAGGGGUCACGGCCAGUGGGACGCAGGUUUCAUCUGGAACAGGCACCACUGUGGCUACCAGUGGAGGCAGCUCCCCAGGGAGUGAGCGGGCAGCAUCGUGCACAACUUCAGGAGGAAAUGGAAAUGCUGCUGGAGGAGGGGAUAGUGGAGCAGCGGUUCUAGGUAGUGUGAGGUCCUCUGGCUCUGGAUGGCAAAGUCUCGAUGGUACAGGCAGUUCUUCAGAAACCUCUUCAGCCCAAGGACCGGGGCUGGGGAUAUUUUCCCAGUGGAGCACCAACGGCUCAGGGGAGGGAGGAGGUGUUGGAGGAGUGGAGUCUGGGAGGCCUGGGCUCUGGGGUGGUAUGACUGCUGGAUACCCAAGCAGCAGCCUGUGGGGGGCACCACAAAUGGAGGAAAGGCACCAAAUGGACAGCCCUGCCUCACUGUUGCCCGGCGACCUGUUGGGAGGAGGAGCUGAUUCCAUCUGAUGAGCACCCUCCAUUUGUACGAGUGGGUUUGGACACAAUGAUACAAAAUACACUGGGAUACAUUUGUACUUACUAUAGCACAUACACGAACACAUUUACAUGGUAUGCAUAUUAAUGUACUACACAUAUACACACGUGCAUACAUACAAACAUACAUGGUAUGCAUAUUAAUGUGCACACAAAGCAGAAAUGUGAGACAUGCUUACACACAUUCUUGUGGCCAGACUUAAGCUAUUAUAUAAACAAAUGCAGGGACUGUUAGGUGUGUAUACAGCCUUUUUCCACAGAUGAAGAUUUCAACUGCUUAGACUUGAAACCUGAAAAAGAAUGAAAAGUCAGUUGGUCUGACAGACUUGACUGGAUUGCAACGUGCUUAGUAAAUAGGGGACUUUUCAACAGAUUUACAUACACAUGCACACACCAAAUACAAACAAGCCUUCAGACAGAUGGGCACUGUAAACAGCAUUACCUUCAUCUUACCUUCAUAAGAGAACUUAAAACUACUACAUGAUGUGAGAUUUAAGUGCAGUUUGUAUUCACGUCCGCUUAAAGUCGGAGACCGAAUUCAGACACAUGCAAACAGCUCUGAUUGACGACAGAACUGUAUCUUACUGUGUAUGUUAAGUUUGUUUAUUCUGUUUGUUUGUAUGUAUGGUUUUAAUUUUUGAACAGUGAAUAUAUUGAAAAAUGUCAUUGUUCUGUUUUCAAAAUGCUGACCUCCUACUGUUGUAUCUCACGCACUCUUUCUCUGUUAUUCUCUCUUGAACAUGUUUGUUACUGUUGCAGUGAUAAAUGUUAAAUUGCUGGCAGUUUGAGGUUACGUUGCAUUUCUCAAUGUGUCGAUACUGUGUGCGGUAUCACUGACACUAUACGGACAUGAGUGUGAGUGAGACUGAGACCAAGUAAGUGGAUUAAACCACCAGAGUUGUGUGAAUGUGAGGAUAAUGCGAGAAAACAGCAUUUGUGCCAAGAUUUCCAAACAUACGGUCAGCAGUAUACAAAUGCACUCAAAACUAAUUUUGUAGACCUUCUGUAUAGUAAGCAGCCUUGCCCACAUUAUGACAGGCAGUAACAUACACGCCCACACACACGCAUUAUCCUCACAUUCACACAACUCUGGUUAGCUGACACCAGGAGCACUACCCAGCAUACUUUGAUAAUGUAUAUUGUCUUCUGUGUAUCUGUUAUUAGAACAUCCCUGAUAAUGUCAUCAAGAUUAUCUAUACAUCUGGUU